Messenger RNA from Parnassius mnemosyne (clouded apollo), 1170 nucleotides. The record is from the annotation of a GenBank genome assembly. Lineage: Eukaryota; Metazoa; Arthropoda; Insecta; Lepidoptera; Papilionidae.
AUGGUGCGCGGUGUCAGCAGAGGUGGUCGUGGAAUGCCCGGCAGAGGUGGUAUGGGGCGACCACCCUUCAGACCACGAGUAUUAAUGCUGAGACCACCUUUCGAUCUGAUACUGGCUGAGCCGGCAUUUCCUAGAUGCAAACCAGCACCAGACGACACUGCAUUGACUCAGGCACUUCUUAAAAGGCAUUCUGAAUUAUGCCCUACACCAUCAGAACAAGCUGCCGUGUUGGCUCUGGUCACAAAGCUACAGACAGUGCUAGAUAAUCUAGUUGUUGCUCCGGGUGAUUUUGCAGCUUGUCAAUUAGAAGAAGUUCGACAAGUUGGCUCGUACAAGAAAGGCACAAUGAUGGCAGGAAAGAAUGUAGCAGAUAUUGUUGUUAUUAUGAAAACUUUACCCACAAAAGAGGCUGUUGAGGGACUGUCUAACAAGGUGAAUGAGGAGGUAAACAAGUUAACCCGGGCGGAGGGCACCGGGACAGUAACUUCGACGUGCAACGAGCGUGGCUUCACCGUGACCGCGCCACAAGCUGCAGUGCGGGUGCUAGUGACCACACUGCACCAGAACCUCAGGAAGUUGGAGCCCGAGGUGCAUUUGGACUACAAAAUCAUCAGUAGCCACUUGGCAGCAAUCCGUCACAGCAGAUGGUUCGAGGAGAACGCGCAUCACUCUUCAAUUAAGGUACUAAUCCGUCUGCUUCGAGACAUGUGCUCUCGGCACGCGGGACUAGAACCGCUGACACCUUGGAUGAUAGACCUGCUGGCUCACCACUGCAUCAUGAACAACCCAGCGAGGCAGGCGCUGCCCAUCAAUGUGGCUUUCAGGCGCGCGCUGUCGCUGGUGGCGGGCGGGCUGUUCCUGCCGGGCUGCGCGGGGCUGCCCGACCCCUGCGAGGGGGCCCACGCCCGAGCCCAUACUGCGCUAGACCUCGCCGCACAGGACCACGCCGCGGCCACGGCACAGACAUUACUUCGUGUAGUAGCCCGAGGUGGUCACCGUUACGUGCUCGGGCUUCAGCCUUUUGAAGGCGGUAAAGACAUCUCCACUGAGAUCACUGUGUGGGACGGAGUGGUCGUGUCACCCCUGGCACCCGCUUACCAGGAGACUCCGGAGCCCAUGGACACUGACGAUAAGGACGAUGACAGCGUGCAGGACGUUGUUGCCGCUUAA